Aphanomyces astaci is the source of this 546-nucleotide messenger RNA. RefSeq lists its product as hypothetical. Bases 1 to 546 code for a protein of 181 amino acids. The transcript has 3 exons. Lineage: Eukaryota; Oomycota; Saprolegniomycetes; Saprolegniales; Verrucalvaceae. The record is from RefSeq and is a predicted model, not a curated record.
AUGGAACGCGACCGGUUGACGUUAGGCUUUCAUUGGGACGCAGCGUACAAGAUAAACUCGAUGGCCUACCCGUUGCUCAUUUGCGGAAUCACAGACCCUGGCGGCACGUUACAUCCCGUCGACUUCUUCUUGAUCGGAAAAGAAUUCACAAACGAGUAUGAAUGGGCCAUGAAGGCACUGAUGUCAGCGUACGCGGAAAUUCCCGAACUCAACGUCAAAACACUUUUGCUGCGUUUCUACCACUGUGUCGCGUGUCUGUACAAGCAUUUGGGUGCAGUUCAGCCGCGUGUCAUCGCCCUGAUGCUACGGCACUUGUACCGAUUGCAUUACAGCAGGAGCAAUGCUGAUUGCGACUUGUAUUGGCACGAGGCGCAAGCUGCAUCGGGAGGGUGCGAGGUUCUAGUGUCGAAGAACUUCACCCGGUACUUUGAAGAUCAGUGGCUCGGAGGGGACUGUUGCAAUCGGCAGGUGUACCACACCCCACCAAGCUUUCCAAGCACUUCGAAGACAUUUACACGCAACGGCCGACAAGGGGCGUUGCGCUAG